Molecule: messenger RNA, 384 nt
Organism: Staurois parvus
Lineage: Eukaryota; Metazoa; Chordata; Amphibia; Anura; Ranidae
Source: the annotation of a GenBank genome assembly
GCAAGCGUCGUCAGGCAGGCCGGGUCAAUAUCAAUAGGGCAGGUAGGUACAGGGGGAGCAAGCAGAGAAUGGUCGGGGUCACAGGCCAGGUUCAGCAGGUAGCAAGCAGCGUAGUACAGAGGGUCAAGCAGAGAGAUGGUCAGGAAUCAGACAGGAACAGAGAGCAGGAACAGGAUACAGGGCCAAGAGAAACACAACACCAAGGCAGAGUCUGCAAGUCUGGCCAUCCCUUAAAUACCCCAGUAUCAUCAGUUCCAGGUGUUAGCUGGCUGAAAGGUUGAGUCUCUGAUUGCUGGGAGCACCCGCUGGCCAGCCCUGGUACUGCAGAUCAAAAGGCAGGUGAGUCCCACCAUUGCUGGCCAGUCCAUUCCUAACACACACAUU